Varroa destructor (honeybee mite) is the source of this 8134-nucleotide messenger RNA. RefSeq names its product ectopic P-granules autophagy protein 5 (gene Epg5). Gene Ontology annotation, cellular component: cytoplasm. Gene Ontology annotation, biological process: autophagosome maturation. NCBI's taxonomy places the organism in Eukaryota, Metazoa, Arthropoda, Arachnida, Mesostigmata, Varroidae. The record is from RefSeq and is a predicted model, not a curated record.
UUUGACCAAAUGUUUUUGUUUGGGUUGCGUUGAAAAUCGCAGGAUAAAAAAGGGCAUGAAGUGCGAUGUGCUCAGGAGGUGUAGACAAACUGGUUGUGGAUAAUAUGUAGUGAGUCGUACAAGAUUGUGUUCAUUAAUAUCUAUCGUUGGUACCAGAAUACCAGAAGAGCAAGUAACUGAGAGUAGAAGGUGUUCUUGGCUAAUUUGUCCGCAAUGGAAGUCGUAUGCAAAAAAAAACAUGAGAAGAAUGCUUCGAAGGUGAAACUCAGCGACAGAACAACAAAGGAGCUGUUAGCCAGAUUACCAGAAAUCGUUCUGGAGGGCGAACACCCUGCCGAGCAACCAACUAGCGAAUUUCCAGUGGAUGAUCGUUUGGGCUAUGUCUCAAAAGAUGAAGACACCGCGUCAGAAAAAAGAUGUAAAGGGGAAACAGAUCCACGCAAUAACGACACCUACGCACCACAAUUCGAAAACGUGAGCGAGUGUGCAAAACAGUGUACUCUCAAAGAACCUAAUCACCUUUUACAGACAGAGAAAGCGUCCGGUGAUUCGCAGGUUUCCUACAAGGCUGCGGAAAUGGAAAAUGAGUCAGUUAAGGUUGAAAAAAUGGCUGUUUCCGCAGACGAUGCAGCAAACCACGUGGAGGAACCUGUCCCAUUUGAGGUCGAGCAACAUGGACAGACGCUUACUAGCAUUAAAGACGGCAGACUAUAUCCCACACUAGACUCUAUACCUCGCGGAAUACAGUGCACAGUAAGCUUUACAGCCCCUCCUUGUGAAGAGGAUGGUACCGAUCGUCAGUACAAUGUUACGCAGCCAUCUGCUCCAAACUUAUCAACGGACUCGAGCGGACCACCUUCUGUGAUAAAGAUGCCUAACCAAAGAGAGAUCAUUCUCAGUCAGCGAAAAACACUUACCCGGGUUUAUCCAGAGCUGGACCUGAAAAAGCUUUCGGUGCUUCCCAUGAGCGAGGCUGAGAUGCUACGUUUAAAUCAAGGAGUUCUCCUGCAACAACGAGAGCGCCUAGAGGAUACUUUCAUUGAGAUGUACUCUGAAGAAAGAUUACAGGAACACGAGCUAUUCAAACUUCUGUCGGAGUAUUAUGCUGAAAAGAGUGCUUUGUCCGCUUGCUCUCACCAACUAGAUGAGCUGAUUGUAAAAGCUCAGGAGCUUCGUGAUCAUGUUUGGAGCAUGGGACGUGGACAAGUUUCCGCUUAUGACAGAUGUGGUGACAAUUCUCGGGUCGAGAAGAGCCACGAGUAUGAAAUAGCUAAUUAUGAACGUCACCAGGCUGCCCGAUUCAGGGAUACACUUCGACAAUUAGGAGGUUUGCUGCGCGCAGAGUUUGCUAGUCGCAAUCAUUCGGCUCAAGUUUUGAAGAUACAGAUAGAGCAGGUUCUCAAUAAAGGGCUUUUUCCAUUUCAGACAAUCCCCAAAACUGCUCCGAUUCCUAGGAUCGAUCUCAGUCAUAACUUAUCAGGGAAGUGUUCAUGUACCCAUGAGAUCUUCAUGUACCCAGGUGAACAUCGUUGGAGUCGUGAACAGGAGUCAACUAAAGAGUCCCUACGUGUAACGAUCUCGAUACUGUUUUGCUUCACCCGUCGGCCUUUUGAAGACGCGGAAUACAUUAAGGAAGUGCGGCAAUGGCUUCGUUCGUCUAUUGCCGUUCUACUUCGUGUAGCCGCACUGGAGGACCACUUCUUUAUACUUUCCCACAUCCUAAGGUGUCCGGCAGGAAUCUCUAAGUGGGCAGUAGAUUUGAUUCAGAUGCCCCCCAGUGAUGCUUGGACCCAACAGGAAGAGUGGAUUAACAACAAUUUCCAACCAGGACAAGUCUUCGAUUACCCAAUGCUUGCUUUAAAUCUCAUUUGUAGCCCUGUGAAACAGCGCGAGGUGUUCCUUCGUAAAUUCAAGACCGUGGUCGAUGAAAGUCCAGCAGAUACGUGGUGCAUUGUGGACGGUGAUGGAGAGAACGGAGCAUCUGGGGAACCCAUUUUUUUCCAAUGGGCUGAACAAGAUAUAGUAGACCUCCUCAAUCAGAUCCCGUUCCGUGAGAUAUUCAAAUAUAUACUGUUAGCUGAUGAAGUCUAUGACAUUGACCGUACUACAGCAAAACAUAUGCUUAAACUGAUUUCGUUUUCAACACACUUGGUGUACACGCUACGCGUUGGAUUGCGCACGUACCACUCUAGGCGCUACCGCAAUCUGACCAAGCGAAUCAGUCGACUCAUACGUCAUUGCGUUGAAUACAUAUCGGAUCAUUGGGAGGCGUUCCGUGCGGCAAAUCCUAGCGCGACCGAACUAACGCGCAUUCAAGUUGAGUACGACCAGUUUUUGUUGCGAGCAGUAAACUCCAUAUUUUUUUCAGAAUCAUUGGGAGCAUGGCAGUUCAUGGCCGUCCUACCAUAUCAGAACGUGUCACACGGUAUCAUCUGGCAACUUCUCUGGCUUUUACAUAACAAUUACCGCGAAGAAGUGCAAUUGGUGGAUAUGCGUGUUCACGAAAUCGCUAAGCAGCUCCAGUCACCUGCCAGACUUGAGGAGAAGAUUGAGAACAUGCUCGAAGAAGAGGUCUUUUAUCUUCUAACAACGUUUGCAAAUAUGGCCAUCUCCCGACAGGAAGCCAAUCGGGCCUUUAUUCAUACCGUUGCUGUCGAAGUGUUUAACAUAACGUACAUACACGAAAAAUUAAGAGAGGUACAUUCAAAAGUUGGAAGGGACUUGCUGUCUCGACUGGUUACGAAGCACCCUUUUGUUGUAUCGGUGUUGCUUGAUCAGAUUCAUCAAAACAUGAGCAAGGUGGGUAACAUGGCAUGUUAUCUUUUUAGCGGGUUCGAACUCACCCGUUGGAUCCCAGAAGACGAGGACUUAGAUAUACUCUACGGAUUUCUUGUAGAGAACGAUCUUGUGAGUUCUCAAAAUUCAUUAGCGCGAUUAGUUCUCCAGAAUAUGAAUUAUGGAUAUGAUGAAAACACUGGCAAUCUGUUUCUUCCGCAACAUAAUCAUCAAAAAAUAGCUCUAAUUAUUUUGGCAGCAUACAAAGCGCACUACCUUCCGUUUGACAAAACGGGAUAUGCGUACAAACAGUUCAAAUACAUAUCGGACUAUGCACUUGGCACAAAACAGCCAGCUACUCCUGACAGCUUCAUCCAGUACCUGUGGGACUUGUUACUACAGUUACACCUACAUCUACUAGAUUAUCCACACCACGCGCAGCGGAAGCUGAUUACCGAUGACGAACCGCCAAUAGGGGUUGCGCUUUCACUUGACAGUGUCAGCUGGUUGGAACCUUUGCGGGUCGGAGUAUCAGAAGGACUCCCGCCUGCACUUUACAUUGCGCUGAUGAUGUGCUCCAUGGGCCAUUAUAGAGAGGAAAUUGUAACAAGAGGUGUAUCCUUUAUCGUAGACCUGGUUAAUAAAGAUCAGUUCAGAGCAGCCAUAGAGUCCAUUCACCGAAUUACAGCUGUAUUUAUUUGCAAGUCCGAACUGUUAGUAACCCAUGUGAAGUUCUUACAGGCCAUGGAAACCAUUAUUCAGGCCGACAAUACUUAUUCAGCAAUAGUUAAGAACCUCGUGGUCAGCAGCUUUCCUGGAGAUAUCCUGAGUCAACUUGGGCGGAUUAUCAUACUUCAAGUACGUAAAGCAAAAGCCUGGAGUUUACAAACAAAAUGCGUACUUAUGUGGCUGCAAAUUCUAUUUAAUUUGCCUGAAAUGUCCGUUAAGCGAGGUACUAAGGCUAAAGCACGUGAAAGUGUAUAUUUCCUUUUGGACAUUUUGGUACAACUGGCAUACCAGGAGGUUGGUUGUAUUGAGAAAGUAUUCUUAUUUUUACAAGACUCAUUAUCCAGCGUAGUUUCGUCCAAUGUUGCGUAUGAAUCAAUGGUUCGAUCGGUGAUGAGCUAUGUGUGGUGGGGCUCAGGAUCGUCAUGGCCAAUCCUUGUAGCACUUUCUUCUGUUAAACAAUUUCCCUGGUUUGCCUGGGCAGGCCUUGUAGCUGAGGGCAGAGUAGAGUUGAACUGCAGGCCAUGGAAACAACUUAUUAAGGAAAUGGCUGCUAAUACUAAAUUAACGACCGAGGCAGCGUUAAAGCUAGUAUCAAGUUCGAUGAAAAAUGUACCCAGCCAAGAAUUUAUACUCGUCUAUCGAUGGGCACAGCAAGCUCUUGAAACCGAAAUGAAUCAUCCCGCUUUACCUCUCAUUUGGCAACAAUUUUUUCAGCUGUACCUUCAAAGAGCUCCAACUGGAUGUUGUGUUGGUUUACGGCUGUUUGAAGGAACCACCUAUCAUCCAGUGCUCAAACAGCUUAAAAGGCGUUUGAAUGAACUUACAGGGCAUUACCACAGGCGUUACUGUGAUCUGGCUAAAAACCUUCAGGAGCAACCACUGUCAGAUCAUACAAAAAAGACAGGUCGUGCCCUCGCACAGAUGAACGAACUAUGCCAGCUGUUUGGCAAACUUCAGAAAUAUUUCAGAUCUUUAUACUUGUGGUUGGAAGAGCCUCGAAUCCAUGACCCUAACGUGACAUUGCUAGCUCUACCUCCUCAAUAUAAUUCAGAGCUGCUGCAGAUUUUGCUUUGCAACAGGGCUGGCUUGUGGACAGAUCUGGUUCACCAAGAACUUAUUGAAGAAUGCCUAGAUAAGUUAUCCGAAAAAAAGAACGCUUUCAAAGUGAAACAACAAUUACAAUCAACUCAGAUUGAACAAACAGUUGAACAAAAAAUCCUGCAUAGGUUACGAUGCUACGACGAUACUCAAGGAGCGCCUCCGUUACCCAUUAUAAAACUUGCUAUCCCCGAAGUUACUGAACAGGUGCUUCUGCGUGGAGAAAAACUUUUACAAAACGCAAGGUCGGAACUAAAGACAAUCAUGGGGCAUGCGAGGGCAUUUAAUGCUCAAAGUAUCCACCUUAGUAACCUUGACGAAAAUAUCGACGAUUACCUGAAGAAGCUUUAUACCAAUGAGGAUCGCUCUAUUGAGUUUUAUAUGGCAUGUGCGCUUGGCCCCAAAUGUAAGCAGCAUGCCCGACUUGUAUUCAGGUUCCACGAGGCAACAAAGAACAAGGUUGUUAGUAAUAAUGUGGUCGAAAAUCGCAACGAAUGGACAACAAUCAUUUGUGACUUACGGAGCCCUCCUUCAACCGGCGUUAUCAACGCAUGCGCUUUCGUCGAAUCCGUUAUUACAAAGCUGGUUAAUUUCCUUCAGCUACAGCCGAUUACUGGGUUGCACCUUCGUAAAACAGGUGGCAAGUUGUUUGCCGAAUUGGUGUCAUUCAUGAAUAAAGAUUGUCUGGAACACACCCCUACCCGCCAGUUUUUGACACAGUGUCUAGAAGUUCUUGGUCAGGCUGUCGUACGACCUGACCCUACACAAACGCGGCCACUUCUUGAUCUAAUUCUACGAAACCCGCAUCUCGUCUCAUAUCUUUCGCCUUACUUCGCUCCUGCGGUAUGUGAACCAUCUCGCUACGCGGAAAUGUACAACGUGUUAUGCUACAACUUGGGACCUGCGUUAUAUGAAACGCAAUUUAUUCUCCUUAGUAAGUUCGAUGUUGGCUCCUACCUGCGAACGACACCGACGACCGCGCUAGACCGACAGAACUUGAUUGGAACCCUGAAAGCGGCAUUGCAGAGUAUAGGUCGAAAGAGCAAGUUAGAGCCACUGUUAUCCAAGAUUGAGGCUCUUUAUCUAAAUCAAAUGCAGACACUGCUGGCAGUCAAUGACUUCGAGCAUUAUUUCCAAAUUUUCAACAUGCUGCUCAACGGAGUCCGUCUCAACAAUAUACCUUUGGAAACAUUUACAACAUUUUUCAAGGCGCUUGGUUAUGAGAGCAUUACGCAAGGGGACCUACCCGUGAUUUGUGGAGCGCCUGGUGCGAGUCGCGUAGAAGAAAGCAUAAAAAUGAUGUCCGACUUCUUCAAAGAUUUUCGCAACAAAGAGGCUUCAGCGCCGAGAAAAGGAUUAUAUUGUUUGUGUGAUUAUUAUCUCAGCUCUUUGGCCCCACUUUACACGCUCAUGGGAACGUUGUACAUCGUUCAAAAAGGUCAGUCCAUGAGCCAAAACAUGCCAAGUGCUUCUGACAUAGAUCACACAUUGCAGGCGAUCUUUGAUCUCUAUGAACCCUGGUUAGGCGUAGUGCAAGAGGGUAAAAAGUACUGUCUGCCUUGGCUACCGGGAGAGAAACAAAAAAUCGCGGUUAUGUUACAGAGCUAUGUCCAAUUAUUGGGAGUAGUGCAAACGGUUCUCUCUAGAAUUCAAUCCUCCGUCUUUCAUUCUCUGUGGCAACGCUAUUUCAUAAGCUAUGUUUGGAAUGCUACCCCAAACUACAUAACGACCUUCUAUUAUGAAAAGAUACUAUCCCUUCCAUGGGAAGCUUUUGUCCCGAAUGUGCAAGACCUCCGUUUAAUGACCAAAGUUCUAGAACCCGAAUACGUUAAUCAUUUGCCUUUUUUAAUUCAGAUACUUUUACGACUUGAUUGGACGUAUCUGCUUAGUGAUUUAGCUAUUAAAUGGGAUCAUACCGCCCGCACAGAAGCAUACUCACGUUUUGUUGAGCUUCUUUUGAAAACCGGUUGGGAUAAGACUGUGACAGCUUCCGGACGCACGCGUGACCUUUGCCACAGCUUGGCCGAGCUUGACUGGAGCUGCGUGCCUGGGAAAUUAUUAAAGGAUCUUAUGCUUUUUUUUGAAACGAAAUGUGAUCCAUUAUGUGUUUUACUACCAGAUGACAACUCUCAGGAUGACGUUUUGUUGAGUUUCAUGCAAAAUAUCGCCUGUCUUAGGACAGUUAAUGCCUCUUGCUCAACACUCGAAAAACAAGCAGCUUAUUUUGCUAUGACCGCCAGACUGGUGCGCAGGUGCGCCGAAACUCCCGGAACCAGGAAUCUAGUCAAAAAUCGCCAGUGUGUGUCUCAGUUUAUGCCGAAGCAUAUGACUUACGUGACUAGCCUGAUUAACUCUAAACAGCCUGAUUUCAAUGAUCAAAGCCUCACACUCAUAAAAGAUGUGUUUUCGGUGUUAGACAUUGUCGAUAGUUUUGAAUGGACUAAUGUGUUGACGGAUGGACUUGUUUUGUGGAUCAGUGCAAAUCCUGGAUCUGACUUGAUCUUAUCGUGUAUAUCGGUAGCCGCUUCCCUGUCCAAUCAGCAGGCUGUACCACACAUAGUAGAAGCUUGCAUUGCUGCCUACUCAAAGUCUGAACUUGAAAUUUUUUCCUCUGAUGGUGGCUGGAGCACGAUGUUAACAGCCCUGAGAUUUCCCGGUCCAAAAAUUGAUGAAUUAUUAAAAGCAGCCGUGGAAAGUAGUUCAUUUCUAACCUUAUACGCAUACGUGCUCCACAAGCUGCGCUACUGUGGUUCUUUAGAGAAUGAACUGACACUCCUGGGUCGAAUCGUCGAUUGGGUAGUAGAGUCCAUUCCAGUCAAUGAAGAAGCCGAGCCCAAAAUCCUAUUGUUAUGGGACAAGCUACUUGUCCUGAGUAUUCGUCAGUUAGAAUACGGGGGUGAUGUGCGCAUCGUAUUCAGGCAUCUACAAAGGUUCGUGGGGAGUCUUCUGCAAGCAGGGGAGGACAAAGUUUCGAGCGGCUUGUUAGGUGCAAUAGGCUUCGGGCGACGUUCGCCUUUAUCAAUAAAGUUUCGUUUCAACAGCCGGUUGAUUGCAGCUAUCGUUGCACAACACCUUACCGAAGACGGACUUGUCAUGCUCCAAGCAAGACAAAAUGCAGCGGGCGAGCACAAACCGCAUCGUUUUGCCAGCGAAGCACUGGCUAAGGUAAGGGCAAUGCAGGGCAACAAAGUGUACUCUGAUUUACACAAUGAACUUGAAGCGGCCCUGAGCUUGGUAAACAGCUGCAGCUCAUUGAUCGACUCACAAGAGGCUGUUAAACAACUUGUCAAUUUUUUCUAUCCAACCCUAGCUUAUCUGAAAAUCCUAUUUUUUGGGGUAAUGGAGUGAUUCAUGUGAUUUACACCUGCUUGAAUAUGAUACAUAUGUUAGCUUCACGAUUUUCCGAAUUGUCAUGCGUUUGGCAAGGAAAUCUACAGAGAACUUCAAAAACAAAAAAAAAAUUGCAAGUCAAAUGUUAGGCUUACCAAUGUAUGUGUGAGAUACGUAUCAGCGGCUUAGUGGUACAAAAAAA